Cyphellophora europaea CBS 101466 is the source of this 1152-nucleotide messenger RNA. RefSeq lists its product as uncharacterized. The coding region runs from base 1 to 1152 and encodes 383 amino acids. Lineage: Eukaryota; Fungi; Ascomycota; Eurotiomycetes; Chaetothyriales; Cyphellophoraceae. The record is from RefSeq and is a predicted model, not a curated record. The transcript has a single exon.
AUGCGCGCCUGGCACCUCACCGCCUUCAACACGCCCUACACUCUCACCCCCUCGCAACCCACCCCCCACCCCAUCCUUCCCCACGACAUCCUCAUCCGCGUCCUCGCCUGCUCCUACUGCCACACCGACGCCCUCGUCGCCGCCGGCGCCGUCCCGCCCCAACCUGCUCUCCCGCACAUCGGCUGCCACGAAUUCGUCGGCAGGGUCGUCGCUUUCUUCCGUGACCCCGACAACCCCGCCGAUGCCGCAGUCGCUCCAGCAGAGGAAACGCGCGAUGGCCUGCAGCUGCAGCUGCAGCUGGGCGACACCGUCGCCGUCCCCGGCCGCGGCAACCACGUCUGCGGCGCCUGCCUUGAAUGCCGCGCCGACAGCGCCGUCUCGCCCGACCCGGCGGGCUUCAGCGUCUACUGUCCCGCCUCGGGGGCGGGGUUGGGCGUGGACCGGCCCGGCGGGUUUGCCGAGUAUGCGGUGGUGGACGCGCGGCAGGUGGCGCGGGUGCCCGAAGUGUUGGCGCCGUGUGAGGUGGCGCCGCUGAUGUGUGCGGGCCUGACGAUUUUCGUGGCGCUGAGGAAACUGGGACUGCGGAAGGGGGACAGGGUCGGGGUCGUGGGCUGUGGCGGUGGGUUGGGCCACUUGGGGUUGCAGUUUGCGGUGAAGAUGGGGUUGAGGGUGCAUGGGUUUGAUAUGGGGAAAAGGGCGCUGGGGUUGGCGAGGGGGUUGGGGACCGGGGCGGAGGUGGUGGAUGUUAGGGAGAGGGGGGCGGAGGGGGUGAGGAGGGAGAUAGGGAGGGAGGAUGGGAGGGUGUUUUUUGAGGAGAUGGGCUUGGAUGCCGUGGUGUUGUUGGCGGAGAGUCAGGAGGCGUGGGAUUAUGCGGUUGGGUUAGUGAGGAAUGGCGGGAAGAUGAUGGUGUUGAGUUUCCCGCCUGCGGGGUUUCGCUUGAAUCCGUUUGAUUUGGUCAUUAGGCGGGUGAGUGUCGAGGGGAGCCUGAUUGGGAGUAAUCGGGCGAUGGCGGAGAUGUUUGCCUUUUGUGUCGAGCAUGGUGUUAGGGCGAAGAUCAAGAGGUAUCCGUUUGAGAAGUUGAAUGAGUUGGUCGAGGACUAUCAUCAGGGAGAGCCGGGGAAGCUGGUGUUGGAUAUGGAGACAAGUACGUGA